AAAGAACAGUCACAUUUCACAUUCACAAUGUCUCCUGUAAUACUUCUUUUCCUCACUAUUGUUUAUCUCUCGACAUUUAUGGGGCAGCCGAUUCUCCCGGUGAGCACUCUACCCCCAGGCCCUCCCAGUACAUGUCAACCUAUAACUGGUGUGGCCAUGUGUCUUUAUGUGCCAUGGGCAGGAAAUGCCUCCUUCCCCAGUGUCAAAGGACGUAGGACGGCACAGAGCAAAGCAAACAUCGAAGCGAAUGUAUUUCAACCUCUUGUUACACAUAAAUGCUCUAACGCCAUCGUUCACUUUCUUUGUGCAGUGUACACUCCGGCUUGUGUUGAGGGACCCGAAGGAACUGUCACGCUCAAACCCUGCAGGGAUCUCUGUAACCAUGUGAAGAAUACUUGUGAACCUUUUAUGCGGGAGCGGUGGGGAUUGAAUUGGCCGCCUCACUUUGAGUGCUCUAACUUUCCCGAAAAUGAAUCCACUGAUAUUAAUAGUCUGUGUUUUGAUGUGCCUUUCCAUAAUGUUACCAUACCAAUACCACCUGCUACUACAUCUUCUAGUACAGUUGUUCAACCUUCAUCUAAAAAAAGUUCAGUCAUUCAAUGACAAUGUACAUCUGCAUGAUAUCCCUGCUUGAGUGCUGACUAUAGAAUCAAACUAUAUAUAUGUGCUGAUGAUAUAUCUCCUGAUUUUGCUUUUUGUAUUUUGAUUUUCGAAAUAAUAAUUAUUAAUAUGAA
Messenger RNA from Amphimedon queenslandica, 734 nucleotides. RefSeq names its product frizzled-4-like. Gene Ontology annotation, cellular component: plasma membrane. The record is from RefSeq and is a predicted model, not a curated record. NCBI's taxonomy places the organism in Eukaryota, Metazoa, Porifera, Demospongiae, Haplosclerida, Niphatidae. Gene Ontology annotation, molecular function: Wnt-protein binding; Wnt receptor activity. Gene Ontology annotation, biological process: non-canonical Wnt signaling pathway; canonical Wnt signaling pathway. The transcript has a single exon. Bases 28 to 603 code for a protein of 191 amino acids.